Messenger RNA from Oncorhynchus keta (chum salmon), 4977 nucleotides. Its product is annotated as pinopsin-like. Lineage: Eukaryota; Metazoa; Chordata; Actinopteri; Salmoniformes; Salmonidae. Gene Ontology annotation, cellular component: photoreceptor outer segment; membrane. The record is from RefSeq and is a predicted model, not a curated record. Gene Ontology annotation, molecular function: G protein-coupled receptor activity. The transcript is spliced from 4 exons. The coding region runs from base 746 to 2014 and encodes 422 amino acids. Gene Ontology annotation, biological process: G protein-coupled receptor signaling pathway; visual perception.
ACAAGGGGAAGGCAACAAUGCUUUUCUCUCCGCUUGGUAGGCGGUAGAUUUUUUAUUGCGUCAUUAUGUUACGCUCAAGUCGCCUUCGCGACAGAUAAACGCAACCCAUUGGCACUACUAAAGGAAGGCCAACCAAAAUACGCGCGCUCAGUCUAUGCGUUCUAAUCAGAAUGUGGUGGAGCUAUGAGAAGAGAAGUACCAUUGGAUUGUAUUCGUCUGUGCCAUAGCUUUUGGAGAGAGACAAGUCAACUAAAGUAACCUUCUCAUAAUAAUCUUAUUAUAAUGCUUCGACUAGUUUUAUUUUACGCAAGUGUAGUGUAUUUUACGCAAGUGUUAUAUGGUGACGACCUGAUUCCUGUUUGGAUUCAUCUGGAUUGAUCGGAUAUUAGUGGCUAUUAUUAUUGAUUUAUCAUUAUUAUUGAUUUAUCAUUACUAUUUCUAUUUCCAUUAAACAUUAUUUUUAACUCCAAUUUGCAACAUCAUAAUUGUCUACUACGGGUUCCAAGCGGAAUGAGCCUGUUUUGCACCUCUUGAGGAUACAAGGAGUCUGGAUUCAUGUUCAGAAAAUGAAGUUUAAGUUUUUUACCGUGGGCUCCAUACUACCACCUCUAGCCUACAACUAUGUCGGCAGUUGAUAUUGCCAAUUGAAAACGUGAUGCUGUUGCCUAUUGUUGUUCACUGACGGUUGAAAUAUUAUAAUUGUAUCUCCAUGUGAAACAUUCUCGAAUGUGGAUCACUGCAAACGAUGUAUACCGAGGUGGCUAAUUUAAACUUCAGCUCUAAUGGAAGCAUCGAGGAUCCACUGAGCUCUCUGGAUCAAGAAUGGAACGAGCCCCCGGCGAAAAGACUGUCUCGGACCGGACACCAUGUGAUGUCCGUCUUCCUUGGAUCUAUUAUGGUUUUUGGUUUCAUCAAUAACCUGGUGGUAUUGAUCCUGUUUAUUAAGUUCAAAACUCUGCGGACUCCUGUGAACAUGCUUUUGCUGAACAUCAGCGUGAGUGACAUGCUGGUGUGCCUCUGUGGCACCACGCUCAGCUUCGCAUCCAGUCUACAGGCACGCUGGCUGUACGGGAAGCACGGGUGCAUGUGGUACGGUUUCGCCAACUCUUGUUUCGGAAUUGUGUCGCUAAUCUCGCUGGCCUUCCUCUCCUAUGACCGCUACAGCACCUUAACCGUGUACAACAAGCAAGCCCCGGACUACCGUAAGCCUCUGCUGGCCGUGGCGGGCUCCUGGCUCUACUCCCUGUUCUGGACAGUGCCCCCCCUGCUGGGCUGGAGUAGUUAUGGCCUAGAGGGGGCCGGGACCAGCUGCUCGGUCACCUGGACAUCCCAGACGCCCCAGUCUCACUCCUACAUCAUCUGCCUGUUCAUCUUCUGUCUGGGGCUGCCUGUGCUGGUCAUGGUCUACUGCUACGGGAGGCUGCUCUACGCUGUCAAACAGGUGGGGCGGAUCCGUAAGUCGGCAGCGCGGCGGAGAGAGUUCCACAUCCUGUUCAUGGUGAUCACCACGGUGGUGUGUUACCUGCUGUGCUGGAUGCCCUACGGCGUGAUCGCCAUGAUGGCCACCUUUGGACACCCGGGCCUUAUCACCCCCAUCGUGACCGUGGUGCCCUCCAUCAUGGCUAAGAGUAGCACCGUCAUCAACCCCCUCAUCUAUAUACUCAUGAACAAACAGUUCUACAGGUGUUUCCUGAUCCUGUUCCACUGCAAGCGACCCAGUUCUGAGAACGGCGUCUCCUCCAUGCCCUCCAAGACCACCGUCAUCCAGCUCAACCGCCGGGGCCACAGUAACAACGUAGCCGUCACGCCCCAGCUCUCCACCGGCGCCAACCACCAUAACCACAACCACACGGUGGAGUGCAGCACUAACAACCGUGAAGUCACCACCCCCGUCUCCGAACAGACCAGCCCAGACCCCAACCAAGAGAUCACCUCCUGUGGACAGCCGCGUACCCCCCGAAGCCCCUCUCAACCCACCUCCCUUUUCCCCCACGUGACAAACGCUAUCCAGUGAUCCACUGUGUUAUAUGAUAGUGUCACCACCGAGAACUCUAGAGGAUAAGGUGUUGGCAUUUGUCAUGCAUUUGUCAUGUGGUGUCGCCCAAAAACUCCCCAUAGUGAUUUGUCAUCAUGAGAACGCCUCAACAACAGUCUACCCAUAAAUGAUCCAUUAAUGAUCCGUAAAUGAUCCAUCAUGACGUUGUGUCACCAGAGAACUAUUCUAAACACACAGUCAGUGAUCUAACCCAGACAGAACUAUCAAUAUCUUCUACGAACAAAGUGAUCUAUUCCACAUCAUCACCCUACAAACUACACUGUAUCUUAUAGAACAGGGGACCCCAGCUGGCGGCCUGCGGGUGGAUCUAUUUGGCCCCCCAAGUUCACGGCAAAUAUAAAUAAUGAUAUAUAUAUUUUUUGUGUGGUAUUUUUGUCGUUGGAUACGAGACUGUAAGAACAUGAAAUCAACGGCAAUUGAUUUUAAGUUUUGAAAUCUGUUUUGAAAUGAUUAUGCUUUAGUAAACGUUAUAUCUGUUUGGGCUUCUUGCUGUCAAUUGGCAGUAAUUAUGUUCUGGCCCCCCGACCAUCCGCGCAUCGGCCCGCAGCUGAAUCUAGUUGAUGAUCCAUGUUAUAGAAGGUGUGUCAACCGCCCCAACCCAGCUAGAUGGUCAACUGUUACUUUGUCACUCAGUAAAGGUGUAGAUAUAAAUUCCUGUCAAGUCUUGCCGUGAGAAAACGCAACAGUGUGGUGUUGUUUACUUAAAAACAAAGCGUGUAUUUUUCCUCAACUUCCGUUAUCAUAUUGUUACAUGUGUUACGUCGAUAGACACCAGAGUUGUAUUAAGACUGCAGUGGCUUUAGUGUUGUCGUUGCUGUUACAGUACAAAAAAAGUAUUUUGUCAUAACUGUUACAGUGUGCUGUCAUAACCGUGGCCAUUUCCAAUGACGUGCAAUAACAGACAGUCCAUCUAUUCAUUUGUUCUAAAGCAGCUAUGAAGCCUAUGUGAAUGAUGCCGGUGAAGCUGAAUGCUUUGUACCUCAUCUGUGACAUCAAAUCACCUCGGGCCUCAUUUAUUUGCUCAGUUUUUAUUCUACAUUUCAGCAUACCACCAGUUCUUGAAACAAAUAGGAAGAACAAUCACAGUGUUUAUACACAUGUCGAAGGGUGUAAAUCACACACAAUCAUGAUCAUUUCUACAUCACACUAAGUUGCUAAAUCAAUAUAUAUCACUAUAUAUUAAAUCACUAUAUAGCUGUGGAUUCCAACUAUCAUAUGUGCGUAAGAUUUUUUUAAUAUAAAUGAUGCACCUGGGUGAUCUGUGUAAAACUGGCUAGUAAUUACAACCGAAACUGGUAUUAAACGUAUGGCAACAAUGUGAAGGGAUUUUCCAUUUCACUGCAGGGUGGGGAGGGUAAUAAACCAGAAACAGUUGGAGAAGUGUAACAGAAAGUGUUCAUGUUUGCAACACUUGUCUUGCACUCUUGAAGCCAUCAUCCCAUUGGGCAAAAGAGAUCAUGGCCAUAUUCCAUUGUCAGUUGAAUGAAAUGUUGUUUACAAUUAUGACAAUGUGGAUCCAACCAACCACGAAAGCCACAACCUGUUAAAGUUACCAUCUUUCUGUGUCUGUAGUGUUGAGUCAUGCAGUAUCUGGCUUUGCAUGUUGACAUGUUCCUCAAUCUACAAGUCUAAAGCUCCCAGCAGGCAGUCAAACAGCCUGGCACCCCAUUGGUCUGCCACAUAGUGGCUGGCUGUAGCCAUCAUACGGCACUUGCUUGUCUUUAUCAAGAUGACAAACUGAACAGCACUGCCUCUCACUGCCUAAUAAACUGUAACCCAAAAACAGUUAAAUAAAAUGGACUGCAACCCAAAUAAAAUCCUUCUGUGAGUCAUGGUCUCGCCUCACUGAGUCCUGCUGCUGGCAGUGAGUGUGUGUUCUCUAUCUGUGUGUGUGUGUGUGUGUGGUGGUAGCGCAGUAACGUGCUCAGGACGACACAGCCCCCUCAAGCCCUCCUGCUGGGAUUCCAGGAAUUGCCACGGGGUCUAUGUCGUAAGAGAACAAAACAAGAGGGGGAAAAAACAACACAGGAAUGAAUGUUGUUCUUUCUGGACUCUCCUCCGUGCUUUUGGUCCAUGUGUGAGAGGUAAUAUUUACGCAGGUUUAGAAUGGUAUAGAUUUUUUUUGCCUUGCCAUAAUCUUACCCCUAAUAUUCACAUCAUUUCUCAUGUCUCACCGCUCUGCCCUUCAAAAACACCAACACGGGACCCAAUAUGGGAAAGGGGGAUUCCUGGUCAGUACAACUGAAUGCCUUCAACUGAAAUGUGUCUUUCACAUUUAACCCAACCCCUCUGAAUCUGAGAGGUGCGGGGGGCUGCUUUACAUUGACAUCUACGUCAUCGGCGCCCGGGGAACAGUGGAGUAACUGCCUUGCUCAAGGGCAGAAUGACAGAUUUGUACCUUGUCAGCUCUGGGAUUUGAUCCAGCAACCUUUUGGUUACUGGCCCAACGCUCCUACCCACCAGGCUACAUUGAAAAUUAGUAUUUUUUUAGAAAAUCAAUGAUUGACUUCCUGGAAUGCCAAUUGUUAUUGAGCACCUAUGCCCUCUUGACUGUGUAACCUUGUAAAUAGAUGUUGAGGUUGAACACACACGGAAUAACAAUUAAGCUCUUUGUUAUAUUUUUACCAUUUAGAUAUCGCAGAUCUCACUCACUAAAGCAAAAAAAAAAAAAAAACAUGCAUCCGUCUGGCUGCCAUUUACUUAAAGCCUGCUCGUCUCCUUGAACCAAGGAUACCACCAUAUGUGUUCUGAACUAGGCCUGCAGUAUGUGCUGCACCUCAAUAGUUAAUAAUGUUUUAUGAAUUCGAUGCACGUUGGCUGAAGCGUGUUCCCGACAUAGGGAACAGGGUACCAUUUCAGGCACAGCGGUCAAACCGAUAAAUGGAUGGGUGGAUUGCCCGGGUGGAUGAUCAGAGGCGCUU